AAUUGAAAAGAAUGAGUGAAGUCAGAAAUCGCUUAAAGGAUAUGAGGACACUAACAGAGCUACUUUCUUAACAGCCCCUUUUCAAACACCUCUAGUUUCUGCUGUCUCCUUUUCCCUUCCUUCCAGCUCCCAAAUUUAAAUACUCUGACUUUUCUGGACCAUUCUGAAUGAUCAAAAUACAUGCUUUGGCUAUGUGAUGUUUGCCUUAAUAGCUACUUUAGGUUUUCUAAAAUACAAAGAAAGCCUAUAGCAUAGUUCCAUCUGGAGACUGCUGAACACUAAAUUGUGAAUAAAUUUUCUCCUCAGAUUUGCUCUUACCUAUGCAAUAGGCAAGACAGUUUUCUUGCUUACUGACUAGUUAGUUAUUCCCUCAAACUAAAGGAGUUCAUGAAAUUAGCAUCUGCAGUCAUGCAAAGAGUUUUUAAACAAAAAAAAAAAAAAAAUUGCCCUUUAAAAACAGCAGUCUCUCUGGAGCUUGUUUUGACUAUAUAAACCGCUCCCAGACCAAAAGAGGAACGUCUUUCCUCUCAUCUCCCAAAGAGCUGUUCUCGUCCUGAGAUCUGAACUGCUGACAAAACUUGUUCUCUGACAGGGCAGCCAAAUAACUCUGCCUUUGUGAAGUUAAACCUUAGCCAUGAUCUUCUUCUAAAUUAAAUUUGAAUAGGAACCUCUCUAGGCCCAGCAGACGCCUAACCUGAAACAGCUGGCUUCUGCCACGGGUCUGCGGAGAAGACGUGUUGUAGUAAUUCAGUUACACUGACGUCUGAAUUCUGUUCGUCUAAAGCAGGAUAAGAUCAUGCAGUUUAUAAGUGUUCUCUUUGGAUAAAAGUAAAGGUUAGUUUAGGUCCCAGAUUAGAUGCUCGGGUUAGAGGCAUAAUUCCGCUCAGUUAAGAUCGCAGGUAGUUGAUCAAGAAGUAGACAUGUCUUUUGAAGACAUGUUUUUGAUACCUAGGUAUUAAUCUCUUCCCCAUACCCUUCCUGUUAAUUCUCCAAUUAAUUCCACUGCUCUGAAUUUCAGAACAUUACUGAUGUUACUCCCGGGUAAUGGUUCAGUUCCCUUUUGGGACAGGACCUGAAGGCUGCUGAGCCAGACAUAGGUAGUAGCUGUAGACUUAUUACUCAUGGGCAAGCCUAACUUAAUAGGUUUUCCAAGAAGUUGGUCCAUUUCUACUAUAACUUCCAUUUUUAUUAGGAACCAUUUGAUAUACAUCUGUUGAAGAGCUGUUGUCUUAAUGCAGUUGCAUCUUGACGGCUAAAGAUUUGGCUUCUUGAGGGUUCCACCUUUCCAUUGUAAACUCUACAGCAACUAAUAAGAUGUUAACUGGUGAUUGAAAUUAGCAGAUUUUUAGUGUUUGGGAACUUUGGGCUGCAUUGUUUGCUUUUAUUUAAAAGGUGAUGGGUUUGAAUUGCAUCACAGAUGCUAAGCCAGUAUGGGAGGUUUAGCAAAAGGUCUGAUGCUGUAAUGAUUAUUUUUGAAAUACUAAUGUGAGUCAUAUGUCUUAUUUUAAUCUCCAUUAAUAGCCAUUUGUUCUGGGGCUUUUGUUAUAACUGUUUCAAGUAAUCCUGGAUAACAUAAUGAUCAAGUUGACUGACUAGGAAGCCGGCAAUACUUGUGCUAAACUUGAAAACAUUGAGCUAGGAAUCUUUUGAAAAGUACAUACGCCAUAGAUUUAAAAUUGCCUUAGGUAUGUUCAAAUCAGAAUAUUUAAUUGUAACGUACAAGAGGGAACAGAAAGGGACAUGACAGAUAUGUUGGAUGCUGUAAACUUCAAAUAUAUUUUCAUCUCUUGCUUCUCUCAUCUUACAAUGUAGGGUAUUAAAGCCCCCUGGAGGCGGUUCUAGUAAUCUCUUUGGGAACGCAGAAGAAGUUUCUUCUUCCAGCAGGCCACACCGGAUGGCAUCUAAUAUCUUUGGAGCAUCUGAAGAACCGCAGAACGUUCCAAAACGAACAAACCCUCCAGGGGGAAAGGAAAGUGGCAUUUUUGAGGAUCUUAGUUCGGCUCAGCCUCGUCCACGCUUAAAUCCACCUGGUGGGAAGACAAGCGAUAUCUUUGGGUCUCCAGUAUCUACCAGUGUUGUGCGAGCACAUCCAAACAAGCCUAAGGAUCAUAUUGUCUUGAAAGAAGAUGAAACGCCAAAGAAGCUAGAAGCUACAGAAGUCAACAAAUCACAACUGGAAGAUGGACGCGAGAAAAAAGAUGUGGGCAAAGAGGAGAGACUCAAGGAGCCAGAACCCAAGAUAGACAAUCAUGAGCCCAGAUUAGGGCCAAGGCCUCGCUCACACAACAAAGUUCUCAAUCCCCCUGGUGGAAAAUCCAGCAUUGCGUUCUAUUAGGGACAUCUGUUCACUUUCACUAACUGAGUCUGCACAGAAACUCUUCUCUGUGGUUGUGAGGUCAGUUUAUAGACUAUUGUUUGUGGACAGAUUCUUCUUAAGGCAGAUGUAUGAGGGUUAUGCCAAAGUGUGUAGAAAGGAUAACCUGAGAUUUCGGGGAGGGAGGGCUGGGGAGGGAAAGGGUGCCAUGUGGAAGACUCUUGACUAUCAGACUGCCUGGGUGGGUGGUAGAGAGGGACGUUAGUGUAAUGUUAUGGGGGAAAAAAUGCUGCUUUUGUCGUGAGUUCAUCAGACUUAGGUUCUUAGCUAGCUAGUGGCUCAGGACGCUCUUGUGGAGUCAGGCUUUUCCGUAAGUUCAAUGUGUAAAACAGUGUGAGUGGGUAGGGACCUGGAGGCCAGGUCUAGAAUAGUCUUAAGCACAGCAGUAGGCCAUGCUCUUUUCCAGGCAAUAUAAUACAGCUUCACGGUGUGAGUUGAUUUGCAGUCACUUUAAUGUACAUACGUUCUAUUGGGGCAAUUAGUGCUGUUGUAUUCUUGAACAUCUUUAGUCUCGGUUCUUUUUCUCCUUCCUUCCUCUUUCACAACACAUCAUUGCUGAUACAAGGACAAAACAUUCUGAAAUUUCAUUUUAUACUCUCAUAAGCCAUCAUGGGUUAAUAAACGUUUUGGUGUUCCCCUCCUCGGAGUAUUUGGGCCUUUCUGCUGCCUUCAGUAAUCUGCUGAUUGCUAGUAGCUCUUGACAAAUGGUAAGAUCAGCCUAACGUACCAUUUCAUAUAGGUGCUUCUAGAAGACUUUUAUUUGAAGUAUCCUGGUUGAGUGCUUGCAGAUUUUUUCUGGUAAGGAUUUGGGUACAAACAGUAGCUUUACGGUUGUCUUUGAAGAGAAGCAACUUUAAGUAUACAGUUACCAUAGAGAACAAACCGAGAUGCCUAGUUAGCUAGCUUUGACCCAACCUGAAUAGGAAUGCCUUAGCUUCUGCAGAGGUUUUUCCUUUGCCCUGCAGAAACCAGGAUUGUUCUACUGUCUUCACCACAGUGCAAUUUUUUUUGUUUGUUUGUCUGUGCUGACUCCGUUAGUGAAUUCUUGUGUCUUUAGUCAGCCUUACGUUUGCCUUUGACUGCCUCAGACUUUCGUUGGUAGGGGUGAGAGCAACUUGGGUUAUCCCCAAGCCACAGCUGAAGCUGUUUGGGGACACUCUGUAGACUAUCCUAACUGGACAAAGAAUUAGCAAUACAAACCUUCUGGGUGAGCUGGCUAUCUUAAAUCAUGUUUGGAAGAUGUGCAUAUAGUUUUUCACAAACUAUGUGUUGGGGAGGGUCGCUCCACCAUUCAUUCUCUGAAUGGACUUUCUGAUCAUAUUGAGAGCUUUGAUACUUGAAUGUUAACAUUAGCUGCUUAGACUGCUCAAUGUGUUUAACAGUGACUUUUUGAAUCUCACAUAUCAAAAUGGGAGUUGUUCAGGUACACCAAAGAACAAGUGGCCUUAUCUGCAUGUAUUCACUGCUGUUCUAGCCCAAGUUCCCUGAAACUACUAGUAUUUAGAGGGGACUGUCCCUGGGCCAGGUGCUGAUCACCCUCUGAUCGUAGGGCUUGUUAGACUGCUCUGUUCAGCUCACGUCAGAAGUGGUGGAUGACUGCUUAAAGACCUAGCUGCCUUUUCAAUUUGUUGAAGUGAAGUAUUUGGGGGCAGUGGUAAUGGUAGGAAUAACCCUGGAAAGUAGGAAUUUCAAUGCCUUUGUACCUUUCAGAUAGAUGUGGAGCUCCCUGUUAUGUGGCCCCCUGGGAGAACAUACAGUGAUCCUAAUUGCAACCCUAUACUGAAGUUAUGUUACUUCCUAACAUGUAUUUCCUACCAGCUAUUCUUGAGUCUCACACCUGGCUGAGUCUGGGAGGUUUCUGACUGUUUCAGCUCUGUUUCAGUACUGACAGGGUUUUAAGAGGUAACCAGAUAGACAAGUCGAGAGCAUGCUCAUUGAAGAGUCUGGCUGUAAUUGAUGCUGUCUGUAAUGCUCAGUUUAGACUUGGCAUCGUUUAGUACCUUAACAUUAGGUAGAAAUACUGAUGUGCAUUGGCUACAGUGCCUGUCUUUUAAACAGCAACUUCCAACUAGGCCUUAAAUUAGUUAAACUGUGUUCAUUUUCUUGUAUUUCCUUCUUUGCAAUCAAAAUCAUGUUUUCAGCUCAUGGAGCGAGUUUGAUAAGAACACUUCUUUUUUCCAAAACAGGGGCAGAAGGGGAUUGGAAAUCAGCUGAUAAAUCAUGAACUUGUCAAUAAACCUCUGUAUUUUGUUACUCCAUUG
This is a messenger RNA of Struthio camelus australis, 4635 nucleotides long. NCBI's taxonomy places the organism in Eukaryota, Metazoa, Chordata, Aves, Struthioniformes, Struthionidae. The record is from RefSeq and is a predicted model, not a curated record.